UCCCUAACAGCUGCAUGUCGUUCUCUACACUGCUCUUGCACUUGGUAGCGCUCUUCCAUUGUCACGCAGUUUGCUGAACUUGGACGGGGUAUGCGCGCAGACGCGUGUCAUUUGACGUAGAGCCUGCGCGACGUGAACGCAGCCGGUAUUUCCAGUCGGGCUGCAGUCAGUGCGCACCUUGUCCAGAUUUGUUGAAUCGUUCUUCUGGUAAAGAGAUGGAGCAGGACAGCUCAGAAGAGGCCAUGACAGAGUUCAAAGAGAGGACUCUAGGGGGGUGGGGUCUCCUGCAGAUCACCGCCGGCACCGGAUUGGCUGUUUACACAGUGUGGGCGGGGAUUAUCAUGCCAGGGUUCCGAAGAGUUCCUUUGAAGUUGCAGGUGCCCUAUGUCCCGGCCAGCCAUGCCCAGGUGCGGAGUGUAAUGACUCUGCUUCAGGGGCGCUCUGGAAACAUUGCAGACCUGGGCUCGGGGGACGGCAGGAUUGUGCUGGAGGCAUACAGGCAGGGUUUCCAGCCCGUGGUGGGCUAUGAGCUCAACCCCUGGCUCAUUCGCCUCUCCAACUUUCAUGCCUGGAGAGCCGGGUAUUCUGGGAAGGUGUCCUUCAGACAGGAGGACCUCUGGAAGGUCAGUCUAGCUGAAUGCAGGAACGUCACUGUCUUUUUGGCACCUAGUGUGCUCCCCCUCUUGCAGGAGAAGCUGCUCUCGGAGCUGCCCCUGGAUGCUCUGGUGGUGGCGGGCAGAUUCCCCUUCCCAGGCUGGGCACCGUGCCGCACAGAGGGGGUGGGAGUCCACCGAGCCUGGGCCUACAACAUCCAGGCACUGCGGCAAGCAGCGAGGAACCAGGACCAGGGAACGCCCGUCUAGGGUGGCACUGCUUGGACGACCCGCCACCUCUGAGGGCGUUGGCUGGGGUCGACCAGUCCAAUACAGCCGGACAAUGGAUGCAACCACAGGAGCAAGUGUGGUGUCAGAUACAGCCUCCUUUACACUCACUACCAUUGGGACUGUAGCAUGUGGUUAUAAUGAUGGUGAAGAGGGUAGUUGCACUUUGCAUAUUCAGGGUAACUUCUGUCCCCUAAAAUUAUGUUUUAAGCUUUUUUUUCUGCUUUUAUCAGAUUUAUAUGAUUGUGUUUUAAAUUUAUGGAUUAGAUUGUUUUAAAAAUUGUACAGAUAAGAUUGUAACUAUGUUUGAUUUAAAUGUGUUUUUUUGGGGGGGGGGGUUGUCAGAAAAGUAAUAUAUUCAGCUUUCCAUUAUAAUUUCAAGUUGUUAGGAAUCAGGAGUGGUUUCAGUUCAUUAAUUAAAUCUGUGAAAAGCUGAAAAAUAGUGGUAAGAAUCUUGGACUGCAGUAAUGAUAAUCGCACAGCUAAAACUUCAGGGCAUCCCUGACAUUAAAUCUUCAUGGAUAGCUGUAUCCUACCAAAACUACAAUAGUGAAUGAAUACUUUAAAUAUGGGUAAUGGCUGUCAAAUACAGCAUUGCUUAUAUUAUUGAUAGUGUUAUGUGCACAAUGUGUUUUCAUUUUGUCGUUUUCAUUUAAUCUGUGAACCGGAGCAUGUGAACAAACGGUUAUUCAGAUAUCUUUGAAGUCUUGUAUGAUAUGGAAUUCUGGCAAUAGUCUACACGAAACAUGUAAUAGACUUUUACAUUACAACCCAUAUCUAAAAUCCCAGGACAAAGACUGCAGUAUCAGGAAAUUGUAUUGGACAGUGGUGUGUGUUAAUUAAAACUGACUUAUUCUAUUAUAUUUAGUUGAACUAAAUCUUUAACUUAAUCUUGUGUGAUUUAAUUGAUUUCGACUCCAAAACCUAAAAAGCAAAAGUUCACAUCUUUUAUUACUUGGGUAAUAAAUAUGCAUUAGUAUAUUUUAGGGUUGGAACAAUAAUCAGUAAUAUCGAUAAUCACGAGAAUUGUUUUGCAGCGAUCCCGUUAAUCAUAUUGAUAUUCAUAUUUCCUGUCCGUGACCCAAUGAAGCAGGAAGCGGCACUGCAUUGAGCAGUAUGCGGCACCGAACUGUGCGUGAGGCGCAAAACGUGGUCUGUGUGAGCACUGCGUACAUCGGGAAGUCAAGUACUGAUUUUAAACAAUAUGCUUGGGCUUUUAACUUUACUUCAUGGUUUCAAUUUCAUAAUACGUUGGCAAAGCAUGACUGGUUUUCUAACAUAUAAAAAAUAUAUAUUGUUUGUAAAAUUGAAAAAAACGACAAAACAACCAUAUGGCAAACGUUUAAUAUAGCCUAAACAACUUGCUUCUUUAUUUUAACCAGCUUUAAACUACAGUAAACCAUGCGUACUAUACUGCAGCCUGUGCACCACAUGGGGGAAAAUAAGCUCAUAUAUAUAUAUAAACUGAUUUCCCUGUUGUAAUAAAAGUCUUAUUGUGCAAAUUGAAUGUUAUUGAUUAUUUUGUUAACUUUAAUUAUACAGGGCGAUUUCAUAGAUUGCACAAUAUUGUCGGAGCAUCGCAAAAGCUGCAUCGUUUAUGGAUCAUAUCUUGCAUGUACAGCCUUUUCGCACUCGGGCACGUUACCCACUCCACUCCACGCUCCUAGCAAAAUGGUCCCGCUCCGCUCACAUGCUCUGCUGGGCACCCACCAGCAAUGUAAAAACUUGGCGCAUACACUGUCUAGUUUCUUCUUCUAAACGCAGUCACUUAGACUGGCGGUUGUCAUGCUGCUCAAGUAUAAGUUUGAUAAAUUACAAUAAUUUUUAAUGCUUUAUUUAUUUGACCGAUAAAUCACGAUUAUUGUGAUAAUGUACAGACGAUAAUUGGCAGCUGAAAAUGUCAUUAUCGUCCAACCCUAACAUGCUUUUGAAAUGGUCUGUACUUAAAGUAACAUUGGGUGAUUUUAAGGUUACCAAGAUGUUAUUUUUGUUGCUUUACCUUCCUAUGCCAGCAGAACAUGUAGAUUCCUGAACAGAGAGGUCAUUUUAAACCGAUAGGUCAUUUUAAUGUUAAGAUGUAAAAAAGUGCCUGUAUUCUGCACUCCACUGCUUUCUUUUAUCUCAGAUUUGUUUUUAAAUAUAUUUAUGAUUUUAGUGGGUUGCACAGUGUGUUGGUAAUGUAAUAUUUGUAUUUCUAUGGGUACUGUAUUUACAAAUAAAACAGUUUUAACUUUU
This is a messenger RNA of Acipenser ruthenus (sterlet), 3116 nucleotides long. It is a transcript of the gene antkmt, whose product is annotated as adenine nucleotide translocase lysine methyltransferase. The transcript is spliced from 6 exons. NCBI's taxonomy places the organism in Eukaryota, Metazoa, Chordata, Actinopteri, Acipenseriformes, Acipenseridae. Gene Ontology annotation, biological process: positive regulation of proton-transporting ATP synthase activity, rotational mechanism; peptidyl-lysine trimethylation; regulation of mitochondrial ATP synthesis coupled proton transport. Gene Ontology annotation, molecular function: protein-lysine N-methyltransferase activity. Gene Ontology annotation, cellular component: mitochondrion. The coding region runs from base 216 to 863 and encodes 215 amino acids. The record is from RefSeq and is a predicted model, not a curated record.